AUGAGUAGGCAAGAGAAUCACGAUGGCAGCCGGAUCUCAACUUCCGCCGCGUCGGACCCCAUAGCUCCUCACUCCUCUGACUACGCUCGUUACCCCAGGCUUGAACCCAACGGCGUCACUCCUCCUCUGCCUCCCAUCUCCUGCGAUGCACCGACCACCAUGCCGCCGAAGUUCAAUCCCUACGUCUCUCCUUCACCUGCCCCUAAGUAUACAAUGGCCUCUGUGAAGGACACGCUUUAGAAAAGGGGGAAAAUGGCAGCAAGAUCAAGAGCUACCGAAAGAAGCGAUAAGGAAGAUGUGUAAGAGAAAAUCGAUGCUCACAUAUAUU
Messenger RNA from Raphanus sativus (radish), 328 nucleotides. RefSeq names its product GEM-like protein 1. The record is from RefSeq and is a predicted model, not a curated record. Bases 1 to 240 code for a protein of 79 amino acids. The transcript is spliced from 2 exons. NCBI's taxonomy places the organism in Eukaryota, Viridiplantae, Streptophyta, Magnoliopsida, Brassicales, Brassicaceae.